UAAUUCUGCGCCAUAAAUUGGAGCGUUUUCUGGAUAGCCUGCAUGUGCUGGUGGAGUUUUACUUGUAUAAAAAAAUCAGUUUGUUAAUUAAUCAAUUGAAUCAAUUUAAUUAGUGCGUGUAAUUCAUUCCGUUUGCAGAAGUGUUUUAGUUUUAUCGAUAACAGAUGGCACGUAAUCAGAAAACACGCCGAAGCGCGGGUCUCCGUAAAACCCCGCGUAGAUCGAUAGGCAAUCGGCUCUCAAAACCUAAACUACCUGACAUAAGAGAAUCUAACCGACGUAAAAUGAAACGGGUACAGAAACGCGUGCAGCAGAGACUUCUCCGCCGAUCGCUCGAAAAGGAAAAGCGGAAACAGCGCAACAACAAUCAACCGUCGUCAUCGGGUCGAACGAUGCUCUACCCACCGAUAGCGCCACCUCCGCCACCCAAUCAUCUGUUGAAUCGACCGUCGACGUCGCGGUCGCCGCAAAGACAACGAAACCGGGCAAUUGGACAGCUCAAAACAAUGGACGCCGAAACGAUUGUGAUCGAUUCGGAAGAUGAUUCGCUGGUUCCACCGGAACCGGUCCCACUGUUCUACGAGGACACGCUCGGAGGUUUCAACGAUAAGGAGGUGCCAAGCUAUGAUAAGGUUUUUUUGAUUCGGACGCCCGAUACUCCAUACCCACUGAGGACAUAUGUGCCACGGUAUCAUGCGGAGGAUAAUGAUGGCGAGCAGACUCAGGCCGAUCAGGGUGUGCUGAUGGAAAGCAUGCUAGAAGAAGGUGAGAUCCGCGACGCGGACGAGACAUGCAACGCUAUAAACAACACAAUAAACGCCGAAGAGAUACCGAUCUCUGACGAUGAGGUGGAUUUGGGAGACCAGGCACUGCCAACCCCAAAACGUGCAGACUCGGAGGACUGUUCGGUCAUAUUUUGCUCGGAAGUGAUCGAUCUAGAUCGGGAUGAUACGGCGAAGGAAAAGGCACUGGAAUUUAUUCCCAUUGGAUUCGAGUUGGACGGCCAGAGCCGCAAGAAAAGAACACCACGAAAGAAGCGUAACAAUAACGGUAGUAAUACUGCUAAUGCUGAAAACGCAACUACGGAGGAAACAACCUCUAAAAGAAUGGUUGUCAUCGAUGGAAAUAAUGUAGCUUUUGGACAUACGUGCGGACAAGGUUUCUCAGUCAAAGGGCUGGAAAUUUGCAUCCAACAUUUCAAAAAAAUGGGCCACGAAGUCAACGCAGUUGUGCCACAGUUUCGACUUAAGAAGGACAAAAGCACCGACCAGAAGCUGCUGGAGAAACUGUACAAAGACGGCGACGUGCUGCUGGCUCCGAGCAAAAACUUGCCCGGCCAAAGGUCGUCAUCCUACGACGACCGGCUCAUCAUUUCCGUAGCGGAAAAGUUCGACGGUGUGGUGAUUUCCAACGAUAAUUUCCGCGACCUGCUGACCGAAAGUGACUCUUGGAAAAAAAUAAUCGAAACUCGAGUGAUCGGCUACACGUGGGCCAAGGAUGCCUUCUUUCUGCCGGACGAUCCGUACGGUCGGCACGGGCCGAAGCUCAAGGAUUUGUUGGAGUGCAGUAAGUCCCCGGAACCCAAACCGGUGCCCGUGGUGGCCGCUGAAGGCAAGUGAGUCAGGUUUUGUUUUUCUUUUAUUUUUGUAAAAAUAGUGAUGGUAUUUAUUACAAAAAAAACACUGUUAGUUUAUUAAAAAAAAUCGA
Sabethes cyaneus is the source of this 1707-nucleotide messenger RNA. RefSeq lists its product as uncharacterized. The coding region runs from base 165 to 1619 and encodes 484 amino acids. NCBI's taxonomy places the organism in Eukaryota, Metazoa, Arthropoda, Insecta, Diptera, Culicidae. Gene Ontology annotation, molecular function: RNA endonuclease activity; mRNA binding. Gene Ontology annotation, cellular component: cytoplasmic ribonucleoprotein granule; nucleus. The transcript is spliced from 6 exons. The record is from RefSeq and is a predicted model, not a curated record.